UUACCGAAGGAAAUCAGACGCAUAGUACGGCGCGAGGCCCUCGAAGACCGACUCGUGGUCGUAGCCCCCCGAGUGACUAGCUUGCUCGAAGAAGUCGUCUGUCCGCCAUGUCCGCUAUUCAUCGAGAAAGCCGCAAAAUUUUCUUGGGCAUGUACAUUCGGCUGA
This is a messenger RNA of Colletotrichum paranaense, 165 nucleotides long. RefSeq lists its product as uncharacterized. The record is from RefSeq and is a predicted model, not a curated record. The transcript has a single exon. NCBI's taxonomy places the organism in Eukaryota, Fungi, Ascomycota, Sordariomycetes, Glomerellales, Glomerellaceae. The annotation marks the transcript as partial.